CGCCAGAGGACCCAGACCCGCACUGCGCAGGCGUGAGGGGGCGGUAACUGGCAGUGCGCCUGCGCCUCGCGGAGCCGGCGGGCCAAGGAAGAUGGCGGAGCAGGUUCCCAAGUCGGUGCUGUUUGUGUGUUUGGGUAACAUCUGCCGAUCACCCAUCGCUGAAGCAGUUUUCAGAAAGCUUGUCACUGAUCAGAACGUUUCAGAUAAUUGGAGCAUCGACAGCGGUGCUGUAUCUGACUGGAACGUGGGCCGGUCCCCAGACCCGAGAGCUGUGAGCUGCCUAAGAAAUCAUGGCAUUAGCACAGCCCAUAAGGCAAGACAGAUUACCAAAGAAGACUUUGCCUCAUUUGACUACAUACUAUGUAUGGAUGAAAGCAAUCUGAGAGAUCUGAAUAGAAAAGGUAAUCAAGUUAAAAACUGCAAAGCUAAAAUUGAACUGCUGGGAAGCUAUGACCCACAGAAGCAGCUAAUCAUCGAGGAUCCCUAUUAUGGCAAUGACUCCGACUUUGAGACUGUCUACCAGCAAUGUGUGCGCUGCUGCCGAGCCUUCCUGGAGAAGGCCAGCUGACCCUCCCACUGCCGCUCCCCACGUUAGUCUUCCUUCCGUCUCUCACCUAGCAGAUGUCUAGGGAACUGUGUGAUGUGUGCAGAAAGUAAUAAAUACUGGUUUCAGAUA
Molecule: messenger RNA, 676 nt
Organism: Erinaceus europaeus (western European hedgehog)
Lineage: Eukaryota; Metazoa; Chordata; Mammalia; Eulipotyphla; Erinaceidae
Gene: ACP1
Product: acid phosphatase 1
Exons: 6
Coding region: 92-568 (158 amino acids)
Biological process (GO): protein dephosphorylation
Cellular component (GO): cytoplasm
Molecular function (GO): non-membrane spanning protein tyrosine phosphatase activity; acid phosphatase activity
Source: RefSeq, a predicted model, not a curated record